This is a messenger RNA of Sapajus apella (tufted capuchin), 3005 nucleotides long. RefSeq names its product glycerol-3-phosphate acyltransferase 3 (gene GPAT3). The coding region runs from base 570 to 1874 and encodes 434 amino acids. Gene Ontology annotation, cellular component: endoplasmic reticulum. The record is from RefSeq and is a predicted model, not a curated record. Gene Ontology annotation, molecular function: glycerol-3-phosphate O-acyltransferase activity. The transcript has 12 exons. Gene Ontology annotation, biological process: triglyceride biosynthetic process. Lineage: Eukaryota; Metazoa; Chordata; Mammalia; Primates; Cebidae.
UGACGGAGGAGGCGGGGCGAGGGCAGCGCGCAUAAAUAGGGCGCUGGGCGCCCGAGCGCAGCCAGCCUCCAGCACGGCCCGCGGCCCGGUGCCAGCUGAGCUGGCCACCGGUGUGCCAAAGUGCGGUGCUACCGCAGGGAUCCUGGCUUGGGAAGGGCCUCCGUGAGUCAUCUGCUGAGUUGUCGCAAUCGCCACCCAGAGGAAAUCAGGCACCGGCUGGGGCGCGUCCCUGGCUGCGCCCGCGUGUUCCACCCGCGCGGUGGUGUCCCUCCGCUCCACCUCGGCUCCCGCCUCUCGCUCGCGCUACCCAGGUCUGCGGCGGCUUCACCCCAGACAGGGGCCGCCAGCGGAGAAAGAGUUAACUGGCAGGGGCGAGGAGGAGCCCCGGGAGGAAGGAAGGAUAUUACCGUAAUCCUGAAAGUUUUUUUCCUUCCUCUCUUCCCCUCUGCGAGGUGAGUGCCGAGCUCGGCGCUGUGCUCCCGGUGCUCCCGCGGGACUGCCUGCGGACAGGGACUGCUGUGGCGCUCGGCCCUCCACUGCGGACCUCUGCUGAGUGGGUGCGCCGAGCCAUGGAGGGAGCAGAGCUGGCCGGGAAGAUUCUUUCCACCUGGCUGACGCUGGUUCUCGGCUUCAUCCUUCUGCCUUCGGUCUUCGGAGUGUCUCUGGGCAUCUCCGAGAUCUAUAUGAAGAUCCUGGUGAAAACUUUAGAGUGGGCCACGAUACGAAUUGAAAAAGGAGCCCCAAAGGAGUCAACUCUUAAAAACUCUGCUUCUGUUGGUAUUAUCCAAAGAGAUGAGUCACCCAUGGAAAAAGGGCUCUCUGGUCUACGAGGAAGGGACUUUGAGCUGUCUGACGUGUUUUAUUUCUCCAAGAAGGGAUUGGAAGCCAUUGUGGAAGAUGAAGUGACCCAGAGGUUUUCCUCAGAGGAGCUAGUGUCAUGGAAUCUCCUCACAAGAACCAAUGUAAAUUUCCACUACAUCAGUCUGCGGCUCACUAUGGUGUGGGUGCUGGGCGUCAUAGUGCGCUAUUGUGUCCUACUGCCUCUGCGGGUUACCUUGGCUUUCAUUGGGAUCAGUUUGCUGGUUAUAGGAACUACGCUGGUUGGGCAGCUGCCAGAUAGCAGCCUCAAAAACUGGCUGAGUGAACUAGUCCAUCUGACUUGCUGCCGGAUCUGUGUGAGAGCCCUCUCUGGUACCAUUCAUUAUCAUAACAAGCAGCACAGACCCCAGAAGGGAGGCAUUUGUGUUGCCAACCAUACUUCCCCAAUUGAUGUUUUAAUCUUGACGACAGAUGGAUGUUAUGCUAUGGUUGGCCAGGUUCAUGGUGGCUUGAUGGGAAUUAUUCAGAGAGCUAUGGUCAAGGCUUGUCCUCAUGUCUGGUUUGAACGCUCAGAAAUGAAGGAUCGACACCUGGUUACUAAGAGACUAAAAGAACAUAUUGCUGAUAAGAAGAAAUUACCCAUAUUAAUUUUUCCUGAAGGAACCUGUAUCAACAAUACUUCAGUCAUGAUGUUUAAAAAGGGGAGCUUUGAAAUUGGAGGAACCAUACAUCCAGUUGCAAUUAAGUAUAACCCUCAGUUUGGUGAUGCAUUUUGGAACAGUAGUAAGUACAACAUGGUGAGCUACCUGCUUCGAAUGAUGACCAGCUGGGCCAUCGUCUGUGACGUGUGGUACAUGCCCCCCAUGACCAGAGAGGUAGGAGAAGAUGCAGUUCAGUUUGCUAACAGGGUUAAGUCUGCUAUUGCUACACAAGGAGGCCUGACUGAACUUCCCUGGGAUGGAGGGCUAAAGAGAGCAAAGGUGAAGGACACCUUCAAGGAAGAGCAGCAGAAAAAUUACAGCAAGAUGAUUGCGGGCAAUGGAUCUCUCAACUGAGUGACGGAUGACAGCCUGUAGAUAUACUUGGCUUUCUAGAACUAGCCCUUAGAAAUGGAAUGGCUUUAUUUUUUUUGUUUUGUUUUAUUGUUUUGUUUUUAUUAUUGUUAAUCUUUUCUACAGAAUGAUUGUCUCUACCUCUUUAUGCCAGAGGCAGAACCUACAGGUGCCCUUUUUGGCUUUUGUUAUUGUUAUAACAUUAGCCCAAUGGAUUGUAAGGUAGUUUACUGAGUUAAAACAGAUUCUGCUUUUAUAAAAUGAUGGCGUCACUGUUGACUGAAUGAAAUAUUUGUACAGGAAAAAGUGUGUGUAAGGUGUGUUUGGAACUCAUCGAUAGGGUAAUUCUCAAAAAAUGCCCAAACUUUCUUUCUAUACUUAACCUUGCCACUUUCUUCAGUCACUUAACUGGUGAGAUUACACAUCAGUGCAAGAUGACCAUUAUGGUUAUGGUCUACUUACUGUAAGGCUGAAAGAAAAAUGGAGGAUUAUAUUUAGGAAAAGGGAUAACUAACUCUGUGGCCAUCUGCUCCGAAAGUCAAAAGGAAAUGUAAAUUAGUGUUAUUAGUGUGUUGGAAGAGAAUACUAUUCAGUAAGCUUUGCCAAAGAAAAGUGAGUCAAAGUUAAUGUGUGUGUGCAUUUAUAUGUAGGCAGCUCGUAGACACAUUUUUAGCCAGCAACUGACAACAAAGCGCUUACUUUUCCUUGUUUGAAUGCUGUAGAUGGAUACCUAGUUCCCUCCCAUCUACUGAUUUGUUUGUUUUUGUAACCAAACACAUUUUCAGAUAGAAGGAGCCUUAAAAAAAAAAAAUCACAUUGAGUAUCUUAAGCAUGGAUGAAUGAGAGUGUGUGGAGCUGCCCCUCACCCUCCACCCCUUUGUGGUUUAUUCUCGAAUUUUCCCAGUCUCUUUAAACAGAAAAAAUUACUGAUACUAUAAUUACCUUUCAGAAACUGAGCCUUAAUUUUUUUUUAGAGGGGGAAAUAAGUUUUUCCCAACUCACACAGCAUAAGCAAUGUUUGACAGCAAUAUGAUGCCGUUGUAUACUCCUGAGAGUAUUAUAUCUGUUCUGGUAACCGUGUACAGAACGUGAAACUGUCUUCUCAUGACUAUAAAUAAAUUCUAUAUUUCUAAA